ACAUAUACAAGUUAAAUAGAUCCUAAAAACAUGUGGCUUAACAUUUCAUUGAUUGUUUUUUUACUAUCCUCCCACAUAACAAUCACCUACUCUUCUAGCAUCAAUAAUAAUAAAAUCCCAAAAUCUGAUGUAGAUCUUUUAGAAUUCCCCCUAAAUUUAGAGUUUUUAGAGGCAGAAUUCUUCUGUAAUAGUGUUUAUGGUUAUGGAUUGGAUGUUCUUGAACCAGAAUUAGCAGAAGGAGGACCCCCUCCCAUAGGAGCCCAAUUGGCCCUUUUGGACAACCUCACUAGAGACAUCAUCAUACAAUUUUGUUUGCAGGAAGUUGGACAUAUAAGGGCCAUAAAGAGCACAGUAAGAGGUUUUCCUAGACCAUUGUUAAAUAUAAGCAAAGAAGCAUUUGCACAAGUGAUAAAUAGUGCAUUUGAUAAACCUUUGUAUCCACCUUUUGAUGCUUAUGCCAAUUCCAUCAACUAUCUGCUUGCAAGCUAUGUAAUUCCUUACGUUGGUCUUACCGGAUAUGUUGGAGCUAUUCCUGAAUUGCAAGAUUAUGUGUCUAAGAAGCUUGCUGCAAGCCUUUUGGGAAUAGAGUCGGGACAAGAUGCAGUUAUUCGAACAUUGUUAUACGAAAUCAAAGAGAAAAAGGUAUUGCCGUACACAAUAACUGUCGAAGAAUUUACAAAUCGAAUUUCAAUUCUUAGGAAUGAGCUUGGAAAGAAUGGCACAAAAGAUGAGGGUCUAGAGAUCCCUAUAUAUCUAGGUGCUGAGGGCAAAGUUUCAGGAAAUGUGGUUGCUGGUGACAAUAAUUCACUUUCAUAUUCAAGGACUCCAGAGGAAGUAUUAAGGAUAGGGUAUGGUAGUGGAGAUGAACAUGUCCCUGGUCAGUUCUUUCCUAAGGGAGCAGAUGGUUGUAUAGCCAGAUCUUACUUACAUACUACUCCAACAUAAUAAUCAAUAUUGUAAUCUCUUUAUCAUAUGGCUUAAAAAAUUACUCCAUUGUGUUAUACAGUAAUAAAUGUUCAAGACAAUAAAAAUAAGGUGUGAGAGUUUGUAACAUCAACAAUUCAAAUCUCAUGUGAUACAAUAAUAAAAUAGUUAUUAAUAUCACUAUUGUUUAUAU
Molecule: messenger RNA, 1117 nt
Organism: Trifolium pratense (red clover)
Lineage: Eukaryota; Viridiplantae; Streptophyta; Magnoliopsida; Fabales; Fabaceae
Product: desiccation-related protein PCC13-62-like
Exons: 3
Coding region: 31-945 (304 amino acids)
Source: RefSeq, a predicted model, not a curated record